Molecule: messenger RNA, 597 nt
Organism: Chiloscyllium plagiosum (whitespotted bambooshark)
Lineage: Eukaryota; Metazoa; Chordata; Chondrichthyes; Orectolobiformes; Hemiscylliidae
Source: RefSeq, a predicted model, not a curated record
CUUUCCUUUUUAUUUUAUACUUAGGAAUGGAACAUGUAUUAAUAUGCCAGUAUAUUAUAAGUACCUGGGAAGUCAAGGACGGUUCAAAUAUAUUCCUGUGCCAGAUUAUGAUGCUUAUGCUACCGCUGAAAUCGGUCUCAUCAACUACCAGGAAUUUGGGAUUGUAAUCUACAACAUGCAGAUACAAGGAAGAAAGACCAAGUCAGUGGCCUUGUACGGAAGGACAAGGAAACUUAGGAAGGAGAUCUAUGAAGAGUUUAAGGAGUUUGUGAUCAAGCAAGGGAUCCCAGAGAUGAUGGUCUCAUUUCUGCCUACUGAAGGAUCUUGCUCGGAGAACGAUGGUAUUUAGAGCACAGGGAGACAAUGAGCUUCUGGUUGUUCCCAACAAAGUAUAGCUGGAAGUAAGAGAAGAAAACAGUGAAAAUAAUGAUAGAAAUAAUCAUUAUAGUGAUCAUUUCAAGUGAAGCUUCAGACACUUUGGAUGGACUGAUCCUAAAUGCAACUGGCAGAAGGGAGAUGGCAUUUACACAAAUUCAGGCUCAGUAUUGUAACCACGCUUUCAAACUAAUUGAUCAAUAAAACUCUGUAUUGAAAAUC